Molecule: messenger RNA, 1471 nt
Organism: Platichthys flesus (European flounder)
Lineage: Eukaryota; Metazoa; Chordata; Actinopteri; Pleuronectiformes; Pleuronectidae
Gene: plek2
Product: pleckstrin 2
Exons: 9
Coding region: 88-1158 (356 amino acids)
Biological process (GO): intracellular signal transduction; actin cytoskeleton organization
Cellular component (GO): plasma membrane
Source: RefSeq, a predicted model, not a curated record
ACAUUUAGUUGAGGGGGGAAACGCAUCUCAUCUCAUCGUUUAUAACCUGAACAGGCAGGAACAGGCAGAGCUCAGUCACUGGAAGACAUGGAGGCAGACAAGAACAACACGGUUCUCAGAGAAGGAUUCCUGGUGAAGAGGGGUCAUAUUGUGCCCAACUGGAAGGCUCGCUGGUUUGUGCUGAAGCCAGACAAGCUGCUGUAUUAUAAAUACGAAGGAGGCAGGAGAGACUCGUGCCAGCGAGGGAAGAUCCCGCUGAAGGACUGUGUGCUGACUUGUCCUUUUCUGGAAUAUGAAAAUCGUCCGCUGGUGUUGAAGCUCCAGACAGCGAACGGGGGGGCUCAUUUCCUGGAGGCCUGUUCCCGAGAGGAGCGAGACGAGUGGGCCGCUGACAUCACGGCCGCCGGCCUCGAGCUGAGCCCUUCUGACGGAGGGAAGGUGACGAACCAGCAGGAGCCUGCUUCUCCACGGCUACACAACAUAGACCUCAGUAAAGUGCUGGACUCCAUGUACGACGUCCACAGUGGAAUCAAGAUGAGCAGCCACAUGGAGCAGGGCAGCACCUACAGCAACUGCUUCUCAGGUUCAGCCGUGGUGGACUGGCUGGUGUUCAUUCAGCUGGCUGGGACCCGUGUGGACGCCGUGACGCUGGCCUCGGCCCUGCAGGAGGAGGGUUACCUGCGGCCGGUGGGAAUAAAGAGCGUGGAGGCCCUCCGCACCGCCGGCCUCACCCAGCAGUUCAUGGACGACUCCACUGCGCUGUACGGCUUUUCCGACAGCUUGAAGAAGCGAGGCAGCGUGAAGGCCGAGACGUCUGCAGUCGAGCUGAGUGGGAAAGUGGUAAAGAGAGGAUAUCUGCUCAAACAGGGUCACCGAAGGAAGAACUGGAAGGUGCGAAUGUUUGUGCUGCGUUCAGAACCAGCGUUCCUUCACUACUAUGACCCCACCAAGGAUGAGCUCAGCCCCGCCGGAGGCUUCUCUCUGCGCAGCUGCCUGGUGUCGUCUCUGAACGAUAACGGAGUUCCCUCAGGUGUGAGCGGAAACAUUCAAGGAAACCUGUUUAAAAUCAUCACUCAGGGCGAAACACAUUACUUCAUCCAGGCUCCGACCAAUCAGGAGAAGAUGGACUGGAUAGACGCCAUCAGGCAGCAGACGUAGACUUCAGCCUUUCAACAUUUCAACAUUUCAACCAGACUUUCAUCUGUUCUGAAGAAAACUGAAAUUACACAUUCCAUGAAUGUACUGUAGCGCCAAACUGGGACCGAGAUUUUAAAUGACAUCACACGUCUGUGGAUCUAAUCUCCUCCCAAACAAAUUAGAAAUUAAAUAAACAGAUUAUCCUAUAUUUAAAACUUUGUACAAGAAAAAAAUGUAAUUAAAAGUCAAACAAGUGUAGCAAUUUUUUUGUGAUUUAACUUAAAAGUUUUCAUGUGUUUUCAUAUGUAUUACAAAUUUAAAAAAAUAUAUUAUU